AAUUGCUUUGGCUGAGAGUCGCCAUUUCGUACAUUUAGAGCAGAGAGGCUCGGAGAAUGACAUUUGUGCGGCGAUUUCUGAAGACAUUAGCAGUGGGAAAUGUCAGUUUAUCCGGCUAAAUCAAAUCGUUUUUAUAUGACAUGCGUCUGUUUCAGACGUUACAACAGUUGAACUCAUCGAUUACAUCGUCACUGAGAGCGAUUUCGAAUUCCUUUUUUUUAACUUGACGAUUCAGUCCUUCACGUUGUGUAUGAGAUAGAUGCAUUAUGUUUGGGAAGCCGUAGGAAAAACUCCGUUGGUCGAGGACACUGAUUCAAAGACUUCUGAUUAUUCUACUUUUUUGAGAUUCCGUCCCUUUCUCUACAAACUAAUCAUGCUCGCGUGUCUGAAGAGGAUACAUCUUGUUCAAGGAUUCGCAACUUUCGUUCUUGGUGCAGUUUUCAUGUACAGCAUACAGAUCAUCUACAGUUACCCAACACUGGAAAAAUAUUCUAGGUCUACUGUGCGUGCAACUGUUGAUGCUGACAGGAACGACAACCUUGGCUUUGAUGAUGGGAACGUGGACAAGAUCCCACUGAAUCAUGGAUACAAUGCACAAAGUGAAAGGUAUAGCAGGGUCGGACAUACCUCAGACAAUGUGGUGGACCAUGUAAGAGGAAAUGGAGAGCAAAAUAAAUUUGAAUUGAUGAUACAUGAGGCAGAGCGUCUGCUGGCUGAGGAUAUAAAGAAGGAAAGUGGUGAGUUACCAGAGGAUGGGGAGAAGAAAUUUGAGCCUGAACCGAAGCGAAAGGAUACUACCUAUAAUAAAGAUAAGACAAUACCACGACACCAGCGUUAUGUGGAUGAACCCGUUGAUGCUCAUGAGUACGAUUACCUACUUAAGCCACAUGUCUGUUCGAAGGUGGAUGGAAAAAGGUUAAAAGUGUUUCUCAUAUUCAUUGUAAGUACAGCACCCUGGAACUUCGAGAGAAGGAUGUUGAUCCGAAACACGUACGGAAACAAGCGCAAGUGGCCCCUGCUUUCUUUCGGAACUUUCCGGACAGUCUUUCUUCUCGGUGCAGUUGGUAACCAGACGCUCCAGAACAGGAUCCGGAGCGAAUAUGAAACGUACAGGGAUAUCGUCCAGGAGGAUUUCCUAGACAGCUACGGUAACCUGACGUUGAAGACGGUCAUGGGACUGAAGUGGGUGACCAAUCACUGCAGACAUGCCAGAUACACCAUGAAGAUAGACGACGAUACCAUGAUCCAUCAAGAGAAACUGCUUCAGCUUCUGAAGUAUGCACCGGCUGUAAACUUCACAGCGGCAGGAACACUGAUCAAGACCCCGGUGAUACGAGACAGACGAAACAAGCACUACAUCUCAGAGACCUAUUAUCCCUCGCCUACCUACCCCCCUUAUCUCAACGGACCAGGGUACCUGCUAUCGACUGACCUAGCAGAAGGAUUAUACAAGGUGGCCAUCAGAACUCCCUUGUUUCCAUGGGAAGAUGUAUUCUUGGGGAUUUGCCUGAAGCAGCUUGGGAUAACGCCAAGAGUAUAUCGCAACUUUAUAUUCAUUCAAGCCAGGGAGUUUCAUAACAAGGCCAAAUUAGUGGACACGUUUCUAAAACACCGCACCGUGGUCUCGAACCUAGGACCCGAGGAUAUGAUGCUAAUGUGGACCAUAGGCUCAAUUGAAUAAUCAAUAUGACUUGAUUCGUCCUACAAAGAUUGGAAUAUAUAUAUCAAUUGGUUUUAUAUAGCUUGUAGCUACUGCUACAAUUGCGGGUUGUAAUCAUGAUAAUGCAGUACUACAAUAAAGGCGACUUCCUAUAUUAUCUUCUUUUUUACUGGUCCAUUUUCCACAUCGCAUAAAUUCUUCAAUUCAUACAACACUAUUUGUUUAGACAAAUGAUUUAACUCCGAACUAGUAUCUGAUUUUUGUCACACUCAAACUUGGUUCAUAUAUCUCGCGAUUUCCUUUGAUUUUCGUUUGAGGUAGUGGAUAUACGUCUCUUUGAGCUGAAUAUAGAAAUUAAAACUUGUGUCCUACGACAUUUUUAAAAGAACCUGUGUAUCUAUUGCAUUUAUUGAGAACUUUAUUAAAACGAAGAACAUGAAGAUGAAAAUGUAUUUCAUGUAAGCACCACAACCCGAUUUGUUUAACGGAACGUGGGUGAGAAUUAUUUCACAUUUUGUUUCGUUUAAAACUGUUCCUUCAGAAAAUUCAGUGGAAAAGAAAAUAUUCAUAUCAUUGUUUAUGUGUAAUCCGCCUGAACUUUCGAAGAAAUAGUUUAGGAACGACUCACUUUAUCCCAUGCAAACGGUAAACUUUCAUAUCUCAUAUCAAAAUAGAAGAGAGACGUGUAGGCCCAUACCCACCGAGCAGAGAUUAAACAGGUGAAAUUGAUGACUUGCAGAAGCAAAAUUACUUGCGCAUUUGACACUAAAUGUUCGGUAAUGGACCGAUGAAUUUCACUAUGAAGAAUAUUAUUUCUCUCCAAGUUUUAGUGACCCCAUAGCAAAAGCUUGCACGGAUUUCGCAAUAUUUUUAUCUAUUGCCAUUAGGGCUGUAUUAUUGGAUAUGUUUUUACACAAUAUUUAACAACAAGAAGAAAAGCGUUUUUGUCUUGUAAGUUAACGAGUGAAGCAGCAACAUAUUUUUUAAAGAGAAAAUUCUGAUCUCCGUGUAUAAAGAUCUAGAAAGAUUCUUACAAUCGAAUCUUGAAAGGAAAUAGUUGUUGCAGUGCCCCAUAUUAAACAUGACUAUAUGAUAUAAUACAAUCCACCUCUUAAAACACAUAAUCUUUGGAUCUCCAUUGGUGAAGAGGGCGCAGAUCCCUAAACUAUAACGACUUACCUUGUAUGCAGAAAUUUGAUAUUUGUUUAAAUGUUUAUAUAAUGUAAAUGUUAGUAAUGGAAAUGAACGGAAGGAAAUACAUGCUUUAGUUGACAUGUGAAUGGUACGACGAACGUCAGAUGAAAGGCAUAAUUGAUGACGUCAAAAAAGUCAAAUUGAAAAGAAUAUUGUAUGACGCUAUGAAAAAAAAUGAUAUGACAUCGACAUGACAUAUCUUGUUGGUAGAAAAGCGAUCGAUUGUUGUUGUUACUAUUCUAUCAUAUCAAAACAUGUUUUUUAUCUUAUCAUUUUCAGUAGAUAAUGCCUAAAAUCUUAUGAUCUGAGAGUUAUAAGGCCAUAAGGCCAGUGGUAAAGCGUCUGCGUCUUGAACGGGAGGUCGUGGGUUCGAUCCCCGG
Molecule: messenger RNA, 3234 nt
Organism: Lytechinus variegatus (green sea urchin)
Lineage: Eukaryota; Metazoa; Echinodermata; Echinoidea; Temnopleuroida; Toxopneustidae
Product: beta-1,3-galactosyltransferase 1-like
Exons: 1
Coding region: 260-1681 (473 amino acids)
Cellular component (GO): membrane
Molecular function (GO): hexosyltransferase activity
Source: RefSeq, a predicted model, not a curated record